UCAAUCAAUCAAUCGAUCAAUCAAUCAACAUAGGUUGUACAUACUACUACUGCUACUCAGGAUAAGUAUUACAUCUAACCUCCCCCUCUCUAUUCAGUUUAUUCAUUCUUCCAAGUUUCUUCUAUCUUAUAUCUCAUAAACAACACGUUGUCUACACCCAUAUAGAUAGAUCCCAUACUUACACCUCCCCACCUCCUUCUUCAUCUAAUCAACUUCUGAUCAAUCAAUCAAUCCAAACAAUCAAAUCAAAUCAAUCACCAUCAUCAUCAUGUCUGCUUCUGAUUUAGUCUCUGCUUCUAACGUUAGUACUCCUUCCAGUACUUCCAUACCUACUGAUCUUAACUUUAAGUCAACUUUACCUCCAAGAAAAAGAGCUAAAACUAAAGAAGAAAAAGAACAACGUCGUGUCGAACGUAUAUUAAGAAAUAGAAGAGCUGCCCAUGCUUCUCGUGAAAAAAAGAGAAAACAUGUGGAAUAUUUAGAAUCUUAUGUUUUAAAAUUAGAAUCUAAUUUAAAAUCUUUAUCAUCAAAUUUUGAUUCUGUAUCAAAUUUAUUAUCUAGUAAUCAAUUAAAUCAAUUAAAUUUAAUUGAAUUAGAAAAUAUAAAUGAUUUAAAAGAAAAAAUUCAUCAAAAUUUAAAUAGUUCAGCUGCUUCAUUCAAUAAUAAUAGUUCUAACAAGAGAAAAAGUUCAACUGGUGAUGAUGAUUUUGAAGAAGAUUAUGAAGAAGAAGAAGAAGAAGAUUGUGAUGAUGCAUCAAAUGUUUCGUCUUCAACUCCUUCAUCUACUACUAGUCCAUCUAUUCAACAACAACAACCUUUGAAGAAAAUAAAACUUGAACAAGAACAAACUGAAAUUAAAAUAAAACAAGAGGUUGAUUCAAAUUCUAUUGAUGCUAUUACCACUGCUAAUUCUGGUUCUUCUAAUACUACCACUUCUACUACUGGUGAAAAUAAUUAUUAUAAUUAUUUAUCUCCUGUAUCAAUGAAUUCUCCUAUGAAUUCCCCAAUAGAUUUAACUUUAUCUAAACAAAAACAACAACAACAACAAUAUCAUCAACAUCAUCAACAUCAACAUCAACAAUUCCAAUAUCAUCAUACUACCACCACUACUACCAAACAAUUUGAUUCUAAUAUGUCUUUGACUUCUGCUUACGAAAUGGGGCAAAAUUCAGCAGCACCACUCGUACCAGAUUUCAUUGAAUCAUUAGAAUCAAAUUUAAAUUCCCCUAUGAUUGAUUCCAAAUCAAUCGAUGAUUUAUUCUUAUUCACCAAUAUUAAUACCAAUCAUCAACCUUUAACUUCUCAUCAUGAUACCAUGGUAUCUAAUGGAGCUGAAGAUUUUGGUUUAAAUAUGGAUGAAUUUUUCUCAUUCUAGAAUUUUUAUCAUUUGUUUGUUUUUGUUUAUUUGUUGUAUAUUAGUUUGGGUUUUGUUUUGUUAUGUUGGUCUGAUUUUUUUUAUCAGUUUUUGGGCUUGCUUUUUAUUAUGUUUAUUUGUGAUAUCUUUAAUCUUAAUUCUGUUUUUAUAUUUGGUUCCAUUUGAUAUCCUUACACUUGUUAGAGAAAUUAUACUUUGUUAUAUUAUAUUAAUUUAAAAAAAUUAAAAAAAUUAAAAAAAAAAUUAAAAAAAAAACUCCAUAAAAAACAAAGCUAGUUUUUAAAAAUAUCAUCAUCAUUAUUAUCAUUAUAUCCAAUUCAUUUUUAUAUUAUAGUUU
Messenger RNA from Scheffersomyces coipomensis, 1712 nucleotides. It is a transcript of the gene HAC1, whose product is annotated as transcription factor. Gene Ontology annotation, molecular function: DNA-binding transcription factor activity, RNA polymerase II-specific. The coding region runs from base 269 to 1375 and encodes 368 amino acids. The record is from RefSeq and is a predicted model, not a curated record. Lineage: Eukaryota; Fungi; Ascomycota; Pichiomycetes; Serinales; Debaryomycetaceae. Gene Ontology annotation, biological process: positive regulation of transcription by RNA polymerase II. The transcript has 2 exons.